This is a messenger RNA of Lycium ferocissimum, 1777 nucleotides long. RefSeq names its product probably inactive leucine-rich repeat receptor-like protein kinase At5g48380. The transcript is spliced from 3 exons. Gene Ontology annotation, molecular function: protein tyrosine kinase activity; ATP binding. Lineage: Eukaryota; Viridiplantae; Streptophyta; Magnoliopsida; Solanales; Solanaceae. The record is from RefSeq and is a predicted model, not a curated record. Bases 471 to 1034 code for a protein of 187 amino acids. Gene Ontology annotation, biological process: protein phosphorylation.
UUCAGUACGUAAUACUUGAAUAUGUUACAUCACUUGAUCUCUCAAAUAACACAUUUUUUGGCAAUAUACCGCGUGAUAUAGCUAGUGAAAUUCCAAGCAGGAUAGGCAAUUUGCUUCGUCUGAAGACGUUCAGUGUAGCCAACAAUUACUUGACUGGUCUAGUGCCAUCAUUUGUUAGCAAACAAAUCAAUGCUGAGAAUUUUGCACCAGAUCUUUGUGGGAAGCCCUUGAGUGGAUGUGGGGAUUCUUGGAUAUGGAAACAUAUAGAUCGUGCUUCGUUCAUCAAAGCGUUUGUGAUUGGUUGGGUAGUUUUCACUACAUUGGUUUUAAUCCUUCGUGUAUUUCAAUUUCCUAGCAAAGCUAUCAACACGAUAGUCUCAUUGAACAAAUGGAAGCUAAGGUCAAAGAAACAUUUAAAUUCAGGAAGUGAAGAGAAAUUAAGCAGCCACCAGAAGAUACUAAAGCUGGAGAUGUUUCUUACGCGAAUGAGCUUCAAGGAGCUGGCAAACGCGACUUCUGAUUUUAGUGAAGACUAUCUGGUAGGAAACGGAAUGUUGGGCAAAGUGUACAAAGCAAUUCUACCGAAUGGCUGGACACUUGGUGUCAAGAAAUUGAAUGACUGGGAGAAUUUGGAAGAUGAGUUUGUCUCGGAGAUAACAACUCAUGGUGGUUUGAGGCACUGGAACCUAUUGCCUCUAAUAGGUUUCUGUGUUGAAAUGGAAAAAAGACUUCUUGUUUACAAAUACAUGCAUAAUGGCAAUCUUCAUGAAUGGCUGCACUCGAAUGAAGAUAAGGCCAGGAAUUUUGACUUUCCUAUGAGAGUUAAAAUUGCACUUGGGAUAGCAAAAGGCCUGGCUUGGCUUCAUCAUGGGUACGAAUUACACGUUACACACGGAAGCAUAAGCACACGAUAUAUCUUGCUAGAUCAAAAUCUUGAACCCAAAAUAUCCAACUUUUGGGAAGCAAAAUUUUGGAGUAAGAAUGAUACUACUUUAAGUUGGGGUCUUUUCCCAGUAGCUGAAUAUUCAGUUUAGGUUCUUACAGGCAAGACAUCUGCUGCUUUGGUGUCGUGCUUCUUGAGCUUAUAACUGGAAAGGAACCACAUAAAUUGACCAGCUCGAGAAAUCUAUUUGAUCACUCUCCUUGUCUACUUGAUGCAGAUAGAGAUUUGCUUGGAAAAGGAGUCGAUGAUUUGAUCCUCCAAUUUCUUGACUUGGCUUGCAACUGUGUGAAGUUCUUUCCGAAUGAAAGGCCAACAAUGCUGGAAGUGUAUGAUACACUCAAGAAUAUUUCUCAAGGUCGAAGGGACUGGAUACAAAAGAUACCAUUAUCAACUGAUAUUUCAAGUCUAAAUGACUAGGGCUACAGUUUAUCCGGUUACUUAGCAAAACAAAUUAGGAAUACUCUAAAUUAAAGCAUGAAACCUGUGUUACGAGUCUGUAUGCUUAUAGCUUCUGUUACAACUGUAAUAUUUAAGAAUCUGUAUCUAUUUUACUGCAUUCGGAAGCCUUACUAACUGCAUUUGCAGUUUUUAGAAGAAUAUAUGGAAGACUUAUGCUGAAUUGACUUAGUUCCAAAUUUUAUUGGCAAUUUCUGAGAGUUGUAUGCUGAAAUUGGCCUCGAGCAAACAGAACCAGAUGCUUUUACAGAACUAAGAAGAUUACUGGAACUUAUAGAAGUUCAAAAUUCUUUUUUAUUAUUUUUUUUACCCCUCCCCCCAGGAGCUCCACCCUUUUGCUCCUUUGGUGACUCGAACCCCCAACCUUCAGGUUGGAAG